Molecule: messenger RNA, 6803 nt
Organism: Drosophila serrata
Lineage: Eukaryota; Metazoa; Arthropoda; Insecta; Diptera; Drosophilidae
Gene: unc-104
Product: kinesin family member unc-104
Biological process (GO): microtubule-based movement
Molecular function (GO): ATP binding; microtubule binding; microtubule motor activity
Source: RefSeq, a predicted model, not a curated record
CUAAAAUUUAAAAAAAGUGUCAUAGAACUAAUAAUAAUAAAUUUGAACAAGAAAGUGCCAUCAAAAAGUGAGAUAUAAAUCAUCUAUAAACUAAAGCUACGAUGAAUUCGGUGGUUAUAGUUAUCCUGUAAGCCAGUAAUUAAUUGGCUUUACCCAGAGUUAACCGGAAACCAGGACACCCACUGAGAGCCAGGCCAAGAUGUCGUCGGUUAAGGUGGCGGUGCGAGUGCGCCCCUUUAACUCGCGAGAAAUAAGCAGGGAGUCGAAAUGCAUCAUCGAGAUGAGCGGGGCCACAACGGCCAUUACCAACCCAAAAGUACCACCCAACACAAGUGAUUCGGUGAAGCGAUUCAACUUUGACUAUUCCUACUGGUCGCACGAUCACCACGAUGCCGACUUCUCCACACAAUCGAUGGUCUACAAGGACAUUGGAGAGGAGAUGCUGCAACAUUCCUUCGAUGGCUACAAUGUCUGCAUCUUUGCCUAUGGACAGACUGGAGCUGGCAAAUCUUACACCAUGAUGGGCAGGCAGGAGGAGCAGCAGGAGGGCAUUAUACCCAUGAUAUGCAAGGAUCUAUUCAAUCGCAUACAAGAAACUGAGACAGAUGAACUCAAGUAUUCGGUUGAGGUCUCCUACAUGGAGAUCUACUGCGAAAGGGUUAGGGAUCUGCUGAAUCCCAAAAACAAGGGCAAUCUGCGUGUGAGGGAGCAUCCUUUGCUGGGUCCUUAUGUCGAGGAUCUUUCCAAAUUGGCCGUCACUGAUUACCAGGACAUACACGAUCUCAUAGAUGAGGGCAACAAGGCGCGAACUGUGGCCGCCACAAACAUGAACGAAACUAGUUCCCGUUCCCAUGCCGUUUUCACCAUAUUCUUUACUCAACGUCGCCAUGAUACCAUGACCGAUUUAACCACAGAAAAGGUCUCCAAGAUAAGCCUGGUGGAUUUGGCUGGAUCGGAGCGAGCGGAUUCAACUGGCGCCAAGGGAACACGGUUGAAGGAGGGAGCUAACAUCAACAAGUCCCUGACCACUUUGGGCAAAGUUAUCUCAGCUCUGGCAGAAGUUUCUGCAUCUAAGAAAAAGAAUGCCAAGAAGGCUGAUUUUAUUCCCUAUCGAGAUUCAGCUUUGACUUGGUUGCUGCGUGAAAAUCUGGGUGGCAAUUCCAAGACAGCCAUGAUAGCAGCUAUCUCGCCAGCAGAUAUUAACUACGACGAAACUCUUAGCACUUUGCGCUAUGCGGAUCGUGCCAAGCAAAUCGUGUGCAAGGCCGUGGUCAACGAGGAUGCCAAUGCCAAGCUUAUACGCGAACUCAAGGAGGAGAUCCAAAAGCUGCGGGAUUUGCUCAAGGCCGAGGGUAUUGAGGUGCAGGAAGGACCCGAUGGCAAGGUGGUGUGUGAGAAGCGCGAUGCGAAUAAGGAUGAGAUCACCAAGUCUACGGUGAUUAAGUCACCUAGCAAGUCUCGCAAUCGUAAUGGAUCCACCACGGAAAUGGCUGUGGAUCAGCUGCAGGCCAGCGAGAAACUCAUUGCAGAACUCAAUGAGACUUGGGAGGAGAAACUCAAGCGUACCGAGGAGAUUCGCCUUCAGCGGGAGGCUGUCUUCGCUGAGAUGGGCGUCGCCGUCAAGGAGGAUGGCAUCACAGUCGGUGUAUUUUCACCCAAGAAGACCCCGCAUCUGGUCAAUCUUAACGAAGAUCCCAAUCUCUCCGAGUGUUUGCUCUACUACAUCAAGGAUGGCUUGACCCGUCUGGGUACCCAUGAGGCCAAUCUUCCGCAGGAUAUUCAGCUCUCGGGAUCGCACAUCCUCAAGGAGCAUUGCACCUUUGAGAACCGAAACAGCACGGUGACCCUGCUGCCGCACAAGGAUGCCAUUAUCUAUGUCAAUGGACGCAAGCUGGUCGAACCGGAGGUUCUCAAGACCGGUUCCCGUGUAACUGGGAAGAAUCACGUAUUCCGCUUCACGAAUCCAGAGCAGGCCCGUGAGCUGCGCGAGAAGAUCGAGGAGGAGAACGAGGCGGAGAACGAGGUGGAGAAGGCGGACACCCAGCAGGUGGACUGGAACUUUGCCCAGUGCGAGUUGCUCGAGAAGCAGGGCAUCGAUCUGAAGGCCGAGAUGAAGAAGCGUCUGGAUAACCUUGAGGAGCAGUACAAGCGCGAGAAGCUCCAGGCCGAUCAGCAGUUCGAGGAGCAGCGCAAGACCUACGAGGCACGCAUAGAUGCCUUGCAGAAGCAAGUGGAGGAGCAAUCCAUGACCAUGUCGAUGUACAGCAGCUACUCGCCAGAGGAUUUCCAUCAAGAGGAGGAUGUCUACACCAAUCCCAUGUACGAGUCCUGCUGGACAGCUCGGGAGGCUGGACUGGCUGCCUGGGCCUUCCGCAAGUGGCGUUACCACCAGUUUACAUCCUUGCGUGACGAUCUCUGGGGCAAUGCCAUCUUCCUCAAGGAAGCCAAUGCCAUUUCUGUAGAGCUCAAAAAGAAGGUGCAAUUCCAAUUCACUCUUUUGACCGACACCCUGUACUCUCCAUUGCCACCCGAGCUGGCCUCCACUGUGGCUCCUCUGCAUCAGGAGGAUGAGUUUGGAGCACCGCCCGUCUCCAAGACCUUGGUGGCUGUCGAGGUUACCGAUACCAAGAACGGAGCCACCCACUACUGGUCCCUGGAGAAGUUACGGCAACGCUUGGAGCUGAUGCGCGAGAUGUACCACAACGAGGCCGAGAUGAGUCCCACAUCGCCGGACUAUAAUGUAGAGAGCCUCACUGGCGGCGAUCCCUUCUAUGAUCGGUUCCCCUGGUUCCGCAUGGUGGGUCGAUCCUUCAUCUACCUGAGCAACCUGCUCUAUCCGGUGCCCUUGGUCCACAAAGUAGCCAUUGUGAACGAGCGAGGAGAUGUUCGUGGCUACCUAAGGAUUGCUGUGCAGCCAGUUCUGGACGAGGAGUCCAUUGACUUUAAUAAUGGAGUGAAGCAAUCAGCACGGUUGGUCUUUAAUGAGGACGAUGCCAAGCCCAAGUAUCGAGCUCUCAACGAGAAGGAUGAUGUGCAGCGGUAUAUCGAUAAUGGUGGUCUGGACAGCAAGCUGGAGGAACUUGAGGAUGUAGAUUCUGGUCGCGGCAUUGACUCCAAUUCCGCUUCCGAGUGCCAUGAGAAUGCCGAGGAACCCGGUGAGCAUUUGCAGGUGGGCAAGGAAUUCACCUUCCGUGUCACCGUUCUUCAGGCCACCGGCAUUGGAGCCGAGUACGCUGAUAUAUUCUGUCAGUUCAACUUCUUGCAUCGUCACGAGGAGGCUUUCUCUACAGAACCCGUCAAGAACUCAGCUUCGGGUGCUCCUUUGGGCUUCUACCAUGUGCAGAAUAUAACUGUACCUGUGACCAAAUCAUUCAUUGAGUACUUGAAGACCCAACUUAUGUUCAAGAUCUUUGGUCACUACCAGACACACCCCUUGCACAAGGAUGCCAAGCAGGAAUUCGUUUCCCGGCCACCGCCACGUCGUAUGCUGCCACCGAGUAUACCCAUUAGCCAACCGGUGCGCAGUCCCAAGUUUGGACCCCUACCAUGUGCGCCUACGUCCACGGUGUUGGCCAAGCACGAUGUUCUCGUUUGGUUUGAGAUCUGUGAGCUGGCGCCCAAUGGGGAAUAUGUGCCAUCGGUGGUAGAGCACAGCGAUGAUCUUCCCUGCCGUGGCCUGUUCCUGCUGCAUCAGGGCAUCCAGCGGCGCAUUCGCAUUACUAUCGUUCAUGAGCCUACAGCCGAGGUGAAGUGGAAGGAUAUCAAUGAGCUGGUUGUGGGACGUAUACGGAAUACUCCGGAAUCAUCCGAUGAGCAGGAUGAGGAUGCCUGCGUGCUGUCGCUGGGCCUGUUCCCCGGCGAAGUGCUAGAGGUACCCGGCGAUGAUCGCUCCUUCUACCGUUUCGAGGCUGCCUGGGACUCGAGUCUGCACAACUCGGCGCUGCUUAAUCGCGUUUCCCAGGGCGGUGAGACCAUUUACAUCACUUUGAGCGCUUACUUGGAGUUGGAGAACUGCGCACGCCCGGCCAUAAUCACCAAGGACCUGAGCAUGGUCAUCUACGGCCGUGACGCUCGCACCGGUCCCCGAUCUCUGAAGCACCUGUUCUCCGGACAGUAUCGCAAUCCGGAGGCCAAUCGGCUCACUGGUGUCUAUGAGCUGGCACUGCGCAGAGCAUCCGAAGCAGGUAGUCCAGGUGUACAGAGGCGUCAGCGUCGCGUGUUGGACACCAGUUCCACCUAUGUGCGUGGUGAGGAGAAUCUGCAUGGCUGGCGGCCAAGGGGUGACUCCCUGAUCUUCGACCAUCAGUGGGAGCUGGAGAAGCUCACCCGGCUAGAGGAGGUGGGCCGCAUGAGGCAUCUCCUUCUGCUGCGCGAACGCCUGGGCAUGGACACCAAUCCCAAUCCGACCACCAAGACCGAGAAGGAUGUAUGCAACCUGGCUGCUCGGGCAGCUACCUCGCCCGUACACAUGGUCAUUCCACAGUCUCCGCAGACUCCGGUCAAGGAUCCGCAGCAAAUCAUUCCAGAGCGCGAGUACAACCAGCGAGAGCAGGAUCUCAUGCUCAAGUGCUUGAAGCUGGUGCAGGGACGCUACACCAAGAGCGAGGCCAGCGACACGCAGACCCAGUCGGAUGUGUCACCCAGCGAUGAGGGAUGUGCCGACAUGACCGUCAGCUGCAUUUCCAGCAAUUCAAUGGAAAACAACAAAUUUGUAAUUCGACGCAGAUUAUGUUCGCCGGAUCGUGCGGAUGCACCGAACGGCUGGGAGGCCCCGGCUCCGGCCACACAGCCGGCCCUGCCGCUACGUCUCUAUGUGCCCGAACUGGAGGAGAUACGCGUCAGUCCUGUGGUGGCCCGCAAGGGUCUGUUGAACGUCCUGGAGCAUGGCGGUUCUGGCUGGAAGAAGCGCUGGGUGAUUGUUCGUCGCCCGUAUGUGUUUAUCUACCGAUCGGAGAAGGACCCCGUUGAGCGGGCUGUCCUGAAUCUGGCCACCGCUCAGGUGGAGUGCAGUGAGGACCAGGCAGCCAUGGUCAAGAUACCCAACACAUUCAGUGUGGUGACCAAGCAUCGUGGCUAUUUGCUACAGACCCUUGGCGACAAGGAGGUGCAUGACUGGCUGUAUGCCAUUAACCCCCUGCUGGCCGGGCAGAUCAAAUCCCGCUUGGCGCGUCGAACCUUGGAGCCGGCCAGCCAGACGGCCUCUCAGAUCCAGGCCACCAGUGCGGCGAAUGCCAACAGUGCGAACAAAUGAGAUACGAUCACGAUGGAAUCCGUUUUGGUUUACUGAGACGCAGGCUAUGGCUGGCUGCAGCGCCUGAGCAUCGCCCGACGGUUGGUCAGGCGGAGAUCGCAGCGGCUGGCAACUGAUUGAGGUUAUAGCUUGGAUUCCAUCGGAGAAGUAGGAUAUAGAAUAUAAUGAAAUCGAAUGAUCAAUGGUCAGACAUGAUAAUUAUGGGAGGAAAGAAACCAAAUGCAAAGCGUACGUAAUUAUUAAGUAGUUCAACAACAACAGCAUCCAUGAAUGUAUGGACUUAUGGAUCAUUAUUAUGUAUUAUGUAUUUCGUGAUUAGUUGCAGCUCGAAUCAGAUACGGAUAGCCUACUUUUUAGAACCCGUCUUAUGGUUCAGUUCUUGGACAAUUCUGUAAAUAGCCUUUGUUGGAUUCGAUUGUAUAAAUAUUUGGUAUUUAGUUAGAGGAUCGUUUUUAGUUUGAGUUCCCAGCGUGAUAUUAUGUUGAUCAGUUUAGAUUGUAUUGGAUUCCCUUCUCAAAUAUAUCAUAUGUAUGCGACAAUUAUUGAUGAUGCUUGAGACACACACGUAUAUGCAUUUUAAAGGAGCAACUAAAGCAAAAACAGAUAUACAUAUAUAUAUAAAGAAUUAAUGUAUAAAUCCCUAUAUAUUUGCUGUUUAUACACAAAUUUUCAAAUACUUGUAUCUUGUAUUGUUUAACCGACAAAAAGAGGAGCAGGCAGGAGACAGCCAGAGAUGAUUAACGAAAACCAAAUAUGUAUGUGUGUGUGUGUUAAAGAAAGACCGUACAGUAUAUAGGAUAUAGCUCAGCAGAAUUGCGAAAUCUCUAUAAAGAUAACGAUUAUUGUUAGAUCUAUAUAUAUAUAAAAUAUAUAUACACGAAAGCAACCAGAACUAUAUGCGAAUGAAACUAUUUUACACACCAGAGUUACGAACGCUGCUAUAGGAACAGUUGUUGCCCUUCCCCACGCCCCACAUUGUCGACUGUUGUUGACGGCUUUUAAGGCUUUCCCCCACAAAAGUUUCGCUUCUCUUACAAUGCUCCCACUCGGAACCACCUGCAAAAGCUUCAAGCAAGAACACAACGUUACGGAACAACCAAUUGUAGUUUUGAUAAGAAUCUUAAAUUAUAGUAUGCAAUGGCCACCUGUACAUUUCCCAAGAACUAAAACUGAAUCUUUGCUUUUGCUUUACCUCAGUCAAUGAAGGGUUUUGACAUUUCAUUUGCGUUUUGCCUUCGGUUGGAGCACGAGCUUAGGUCAGGUUAAUGGAUCAAAUUAUUGGGGGAGACAAUGGAGCUUCGCUUGUGCCCGGAUCACAAGUCCCGAAGCUCCCCGAGUUGUUGAUGGGAUCACUUUCGUCCGUAUCCGUUACGGAAAUGGAAUGUUAAGUGAUCGGUUGGCAGAAUAUUGGAUAUAGAGUCGGCGUUUUUGGGUUUGAGUUUAUUGUAGCAAAAUGUAAACAUUUGUUAAACUAUUGAAUUAAUUUCGAAUUGUAACAUAUUAGAGAAUUGUAAUUACAAUAAUCAUUAUACGAGCAUUAUAUAUUAUCUGA